This is a messenger RNA of Thamnophis sirtalis, 941 nucleotides long. Lineage: Eukaryota; Metazoa; Chordata; Lepidosauria; Squamata; Natricidae. The record is from RefSeq and is a predicted model, not a curated record.
CUGGAGCAGAGGUAUGCAGAGUUAUUUUUCCCGAAGGAGGAGGAGCUGAGCCAAGGAGAGGAGAGUGGCCAGAGAAGGGGUGCAUCGACUGGCUUCAGGCACGAAUGCUCUCGUAGGAUUUGGCUCCCUGGAGAAGAAAGGAAAAGAAAAACACUUCUUGCAGAAAAGGACACUUGCAGCAGGUCCCUCAGAGGAGACGUUGGACCAUGUUGGCAGCCCGAGAAGCGGCAGCCCUCUAUCAGACCGAUUUUGUGCGCAACGCCAGGGCAGUGGGCGCUCUCUGGGCUGGCUGUAGCCUCUGCUUUGGCAUCUUGGAGGUGGUGGUGCUUAUCCAGCCAGCGUGGGUGCAGACAGCACCCCUCACCUACCAGCUGCCAAUCUCCGGGGCCCUCUCCGAUCCCAGCGUGAGCGCCGUGGGCUCCUUCGGCCUCUACCAAGUCUGCACAGAGCAGGACGGCGUCCUCCAGUGUGAGGGAUCGCUGGUCACCCUAACCCCCAUCCCAUCUUUCAAAGCAGCUGCUGUCUUUGUCCUGAUGGCCCUGGUGCUGGUGAUGGGCAGUGUGGCCUCCCUGGGUCUUUUCUGGGUCUGCAGCGCAGGGACCGUCUACAAGGUGUGCGCCUGGCAGCAGCUUUCAGCAGGUAAGAGAACCCGGGUUGGGUUGUCGUUUUUGAAAAGGCAAGGAAGAAACGUGGAAGGAGGGAAGGAUGGGAGUGGGAUAGGGAAGGAGCCUCCCAAAAGAGAUGCUGCCGAAGCUCAAGUCUUACACAAGCCACGCUCUGGUAAAACGCUGCAGGAGGUCGUUCAGGUUGAAAACGGGACAGAGGGGAACUCACAGCCUGUUUUGACCAACGGGGUGCUGCGAGAGACGUCCAUCCCGUCUCCCCCAUGCUCCAUGUCGCCCCCACCAUCACUGACCCACAGAGGAAAACUACAAUGCUGA